Messenger RNA from Rubroshorea leprosula, 5473 nucleotides. The record is from the annotation of a GenBank genome assembly. NCBI's taxonomy places the organism in Eukaryota, Viridiplantae, Streptophyta, Magnoliopsida, Malvales, Dipterocarpaceae.
CAAUUGCAAUUCUCUUGGAGAAGUAUAUGAAGCUCAAGGACUCAAUGGUAGUGGAUCACAAGUAGUUGCAGCCACACAAUCAAAUUUGGUGGAAACAGAAGUCACUCAGCUUGUAUUUCCUCAAGUAACGUACCUGCAACUUAGAGAGCUACCCAAUUUCAAGGGUUUCUUCCCUCAAAUCCACAUCACAAAAUGGCCAUUGUUGAAAAGAAUGCUUGUGGAACAAUGUGACAAGGUGAAGACAUUUGCUUCAGAAUUUCCAAGCCUCGAAACAACAUAUGGAGACAACCGACUUGGAAGGCAAACUCAAGAUCCUAUGUUUUGGAUUGGCAAGAGGUAGUCAUAACAAACCCCCAACUGCGCAAUGGUCCAAAAACACACUCAUGAGCUUACAAAAAUCUUCGUGACGUAGGACAGAUGGCAUGCUUUUGCAUUAUGUAGCUUAAUCGCAAAACACGUUAUACAAAGAAUUUGUAUUGUAUAUCAUACCCUUUUUUCUAUUUUGUAUUUUUUUAUUCAAUUUAUAACACGUAUUUCUUAAUUUGUCAGGAUUCAUUCCCCUGUCUAGAACAACUGGAAUUCGCACAGAAUGAUAACUUGACGAAGAUAUGGUGUGGUCAAUAUCCAGGGGUCUAUUUUCCCAAACUAAAAGAUAUUGAACUCCACGGACUCCAAAAUUGUUCAGCUCUUUUUCCUUCUUUUAAUUUCUUCUUCCAGACACUACCCAGUCUUGAGAAGCUGGAUGUGAGUAAAGCUUCCUUUCAUGAAAUAUUCCUAUGUGAAAGACUUCAUAGUGAGGGAAGACCUGUAUAUGCGCCCUCUCGGUUAAGUGAAUUAAAAUUAUCAAAACUUAAUGGGUUAAUGCAUCUUUGGAAGGAAGAAUCUCACCUCAAAUCGAUUUUCAACAACUUGAGAACUCUAGAGGUGCUUGAGUGUAUCAAAUUGGUGAAUUUAGUGCCAUCAGUUGUAUCUUUUGAGAACCUGCAAACUCUAGAAAUAUCAAAAUGUCAUGGACUUGAAAAUUUAGUGAGUUACUCAACAGCUAAAAGCUUAGAACAGUUGAAAAGAAUGAGCAUAACUGAUUGUGACUCGGUGGAAGAAAUUGUCAAAUGCAUGGAAGAUAAUGUGAAGGAUGGAAUUGUCUAUAGCCAACUCCAGUCUUUGCAACUUCGUGGUCUUCCCAAACUGUCAAGCUUUUGCACAGGGAAGUGUGACUUGGAGUUCCCAUCUUUGAAAGAAGUAAUUGUGAUAGGAUGUCCACAGAUGAAAUAUUUUUCCUUGGGAAAGACAGUAACAAAGGAAUUACAAAAUGUUCAAUGGAUAAAUGAUGAAGAGAACAGACACCGGGUAGGCAAUCUUAACAGCACAAUACAAGAUGAAGAGAACAGACACUGGGUAGGCGAUCUUAACAGCACAAUACAAGACUUAUUCACUCAAAAGGUUGGAUACUUUGGGUUUAAAAGUUUGAAGCUCUCCGAAUUUUCUGAAUUAAUUCGAAUUUGGAAAAAGAAUUCUGAAGAAUUAACAUUACCUUUCAAAAAUCUUCAAUCUUUAGAAGCUCAUAAUUGUAGCAGCUUGAGCUACCUCCUAACCCCUUCCAUGGUAUUGCGCCUUGGGCAACUCAAGAGCUUAAAGGUAAAAGACUGUGCAACAAUAGAACAAGUGAUCAUGGUUACAAGAGUUGGGGAGGUAGUUGAACCUGACUCAAUAUUAUUCCCACAACUAAAGUCCAUUUCACUAGAGUCUUGCUCCGAGCUGUCAAGUUUCUAUGUGGGAAGUGAGACCCUCAACUUUCCAACGUUGGAGGAAAUUAUUGUAAAGGACUGUCUGAAAAUGGUAAGAUUUUCUUCCAAAUUUUUAAGUGGGCAAGAGAAAGAGACAACUGAUGGAAGAAGUGAGGAAAUGCUUGUCAAGAAAGAACCUAAUAUCUUCGUUGAGGCUUUUUUUUGUGAUAAGGUUGAGUUUCAUAAUUUGAAGAUUUUGAAGCUAUCUUCAAUUAACAUUAAUCAAAUUUGGCACAAUCAGAUUUCAGAAAACCCUUCUAUUAAAAAUUUAAAAGAGUUGGUUGUGGACGGUUGUGGUACUUUGAAAUAUCUACUGACAUCCUCUAUAGUUCAGAGUUUUCAGCAAGUCACAGUGCUCAAGAUUUCUGGCUGUAAGAUGAUGGAAGGGGUAAUAGUCUUAGAACAAUUAGAAGAAGAGAAAAGGAUGAGGCGGACUCUCUUUCCUAAGCUAGACUCUCUAGUUCUCCAAGAACUUCCAAAACUCACUAGAUUUUGUUCUGGAAAUUUUUUUGAAUUCCCCUCCCUUACAAAACUUACAAUAAGCAAGUGCUCUAUGUUGAAGACAUUCAUCUCCGGUUUUGCUAUAGGGAACACGACAAUCAACACUGAAAAUGAAGUGAAUGCUGCACCAUCUCUCUUUUGUGAAAAGGUCAAGUUUCCCAAUUUGAACUUUUUGGAGCUAUCUUCACUCAACAUGAAUCAAAUUUGGAACAAGAAUCAUGAAGAAAUCUCAUCUUUCAAAAAGCUUCAACAUGUAGAAGUUUGUAAUUGUAGCAGCUUGAGCUACCUUCUGACACCUUCCAUGGCAUUAGGCCUUGUGCAACUCAAGGACUUGAUGAUAAAAGAUUGUGAAACAAUGGAACAAGUGAUCAUGGCUGCAGGAGUUGAGGAGGUAGUUGAAACUGGCUUAAUAUUCCCACAACUAAACAACAUUUUGCUAGAGUCUUGUUCAAAGUUGUCAAGUUUCCACGCGGGAAGUGAUACCCUCAAGUUUCCAAUGUUGAAGAAAAUUACUGUAAAGAACUGUCUAAAGAGGGUUAGAUUUGCUUCCAAAUUUCCAAGUGACAAAGAGACAGAGAUAGCUAAUGGAAGAAGUGAGGAAGUGCAUGUCAAGGAAGAACCUGAUUUCUUCAUUGAGGCCUUUUUCUGUGAUGAGGUUGAGAUUCCUAACUUGGAGACAUUGAUUCUGUCCUCAAUCAAUACAAAGCAAAUUUGGAACAAUCAACUUUCAUCAAUAUCGUCAUUUGCUCAAAAUUUAACAAAGUUGAAGGUGGCCAAUUGUUCCAAUUUGAAGUAUCUGUUUACAUUCUCAAUGGUUAAAAAUUUUGCGCAACUUGAAGAACUCAGGAUUAGUGGAUGUGAGAUGAUGGAAGUGGUAAUAUUGAUAGAAGGGACAGUGGAAGAAGACAAGAUUUGCCAGACGGUGUUCCCCAAACUAGAGACGUUGACACUUAAUGACCUAUCCCAACUUGCAACAUUUUGCUCCAAUUGUGAUUCUCUAGGAAAAUUUUCUGACUCUGAAAGAGUCAAUUUUGAUACUGUAUCACAAAAACUACUAGCCACACAAUCGACUUGGGUGGAAACAGAAGCCACCAAGCUUGUAUUUUCUCAAGUGACAGAGCUAAUGCUUAGACUCUUGCCGAAAUUCAAGAGUUUCUUCCCUCAAAUGCAUAUCAGAGAAUGGCCAUCAUUGAAAAGUUUAGCUGUGAUCGAUUGCCAUGGAGCGCAAAUAGUUGCUUCAGAAUUUUCAAGCACUGAGAUGACACAUGGAGACAGCCAAGUUGAAAGGGAAUCUCAGCAUCUCAUGUUUUGGAUUAGCAAGGCUACAUUUCCUAGUCUAGAACGGCUGGCUGUGAAAUGGAAUGACAAUAUAAAGAUACAGUGUGGACAUAAUCCGGAGGAGUAUUUUGGUAAACUAAAGGUUCUGCACCUCCUUGGCUUUCCUAAGCAAUCGGCUUUUCUCCUGCCUUUCUUCUUCCACUCCCUGCCCAAUCUCGAAAAGCUUCUUGUGAAGGAUGCUUUCUUCGAUGAAAUAUUCCAAUGUGAAGAAGUUACUUGUGAGGAAAAACCUGUAUGUGGACGCACUCCAUUAAGUACAUUAAGAUUGUCCAAACUUCAUGAGCUAACACAUCUUUGGAAGGAAGAAUCCCAACUUGAAGUAGACAUUCUCAGAAACCUAGAAACUCUAAAAGUGCAGGAAUGUAGCAGAUUGAAGAAUUUAGUUCCCUCCACUGUAUAUUUCGACAAUUUGUUGACUCUAGUGGUAUCUGAGUGUCAUGGACUUGUCAAUUUAGUCAGAUACUCAACAGCAAAAAGCUUGAGGCAGCUCUAUGAAAUGAAAGUAGCCAAUUGUGAGAUGAUAGAAGAAAUUGUCGUAUGUUCAGGUGAUGCUGUGAAUGAUGGCAUUGUUUUCACUGAAUUGGAGUGUUUGCAACUUAAAGGUCUACCAAGACUAGAAAGCUUCUGCUCAGGGGAAUGCAACUUCAAAUUCCCAGGUUUGAAAAAGGUAAUUGUUACAGAGUGUCCAAAUAUGCAGAUUUUCUCUGAGGGAGAACUAAGCACACCAGAACUGCAUGAAGUGAAAUUGACAGGAGACAUGUAUGAAUACAUGGAUGAAGAUAUAGAUGAAGAUAUAGAGAAAAAAAUAGAUGAUACUUUUAAUAAAGAUGAAGACGAUGAAGUUGAAGAUGAAGUUGAAGAUGAAGGAAGUUGGCAGGGUAAUCUUAACAGCACUAUACAACAGUUGUUCAAGGAAAAGGUAUGCAUUAAUUGAUGAUUCCAAAGACUUCCUCAUUUUUAUUUUUUUUCAACCUUUGAAAGAUUUUUCUUCAACCUUUUCCUUAAUCAUUAGUUAAGAACAUGGUCAAAUUAAUUAAAGUAUCUCCUAAAUUAUGUUUUUUAUUUUAUUUGAGUAGUGUCCACUUCUACUAACGAUGUUCAAAACUAUCUAGAUAUGAUUAAUGGAUUAGAGUGCAAGGUCAUGGUAAUUUGAUGAACCUUUUUUUCUUUUAAUUUGCCAUGCUAAUCAAGGAAGCACUUUCAGUUAUAAGCCUUUUUACUACAUUUUUUGCUUUCCCCUUUCAACAUAUUAUUUUGAUGGUUAAAGAGUACUCGCAAUCCCAAAAAGGGCAAUGAAGAAAACAAUGAUCAUGACGCUAAAGAAGAUGGUAAUUAAUGGCUAUGAACAAGAGUGGAAUUUUAGGUGAUGUUUCUAUCUCUAUGUAUGAGAUUAUUCAUGGUCGUUGUAAACUAGGUCUUGUGUUUAUAUAUACUUGACAUCUUAGGCAUAAUCUUUAGAAAUCUUUCUAUACAAACAUAUCGCAUCUUUCUCAUAGCAUAAUGCCUAAUUAAGAUUUGAGGAAAGUAUUAGUAGUUAUUCUGCAAAGGAUAAUGAUAAUGGUGCUGAAGAUGGGUGCAACGAAUUCUUAGGUAUUAAUCGCACACUCGCAAGAAGCUAGAUUUUUGUGCCACCAAGUUCCCACAUUGCUUUGGCACUCAAAAGAAUCUUCAAUUUCUUAAAUUCAUGUGUGACAUGAUUAUCAAGUAGUUAAUUCUGGAAACCAUUAGAGACCACUUCAUUUCAUUUUUCUUGUUUUGUUUGUUUUAUUGUGUGAAAGAGAGCAUUUUAAUUUGUUGUGUAUCUUGAUUCAAAAAGAGAUGUGAUUUGUGAAUCAAUUAUGUCAUGUAUU